This is a messenger RNA of Macadamia integrifolia, 1798 nucleotides long. RefSeq names its product probable sodium/metabolite cotransporter BASS1, chloroplastic. The record is from RefSeq and is a predicted model, not a curated record. Bases 114 to 1427 code for a protein of 437 amino acids. The transcript is spliced from 7 exons. Gene Ontology annotation, cellular component: membrane. Lineage: Eukaryota; Viridiplantae; Streptophyta; Magnoliopsida; Proteales; Proteaceae.
CAAACGUGAUUCAUUGCAGACUUAGUACUAGUAGAGUGACUAUGGGCAGUGGUUACAGAGAGUGACCAGCCAAGAUCCCAGUAAAUUCUCGAAGGGAGGAGCAGAGGUCGAAGAUGCAGCAAAUUUCGCACUCGCAUCUUUUGGGAAGGAGCAGCGUUGUAACGCUUGACCCAAAUAAUUACAACUCCAUCAGAAAUAAACCCAGAAGCAUUAUUAAGCUGUUGCCUAUUUCCUCCCUUUCGAAACCCUCCUUUACUCGGAUCUUCCACUCUCGUUCUCUUCAUUGCUAUCCGUCAUUUAUGCUCAAAUUAACCUCUGAGAUACCACCAAGAGACUUCACUUGCUUCCCGACAAGUAGAUUCAUCUCAGGAUCAAGAAAGGUAACAACCCCUUCAUUCUCUCCUCUUCACUCGUCUAAUUCAACCGCCGCCGUCGUCGAUGGUGAUGCUGGCGGCAAUCGGGGCUUUCGAGGAUGGAUUGAAUUGGUGGGAGAAGUGUUAUCGACGGCAUUUCCAGUGUGGGUGGCAUUGGGAUGCCUUCUGGGUCUCCUCAAGCCCAGUUCCUUCAAUUGGGUUCAACCCAAGUGGACUAUUCUCGGCAUUACCAUCACCAUGCUCGGUAUGGGCAUGACUCUUACUUUUGACGAUCUCCGUGGCGCAUUGGCGAUGCCUAAAGAAUUGCUCGCCGGCUUCGUUCUUCAAUACUCGAUAAUGCCAUUAUCAGGAUUCUUUGUGAGCAAGCUCUUAAGGCUGCCUUCCUAUUAUGCAGCUGGGUUGAUAUUGGUGGGCUGCUGCCCAGGAGGGACAGCAAGCAAUAUUGUCACCUACAUAGGACGUGGAAAUGUGGCCCUCUCAGUUUUGAUGACAGCUGCAAGUACCCUGUCUGCUGUGGUGAUGACUCCUUUCCUCACUGCCAAACUUGCAGGGCAAUUUGUUGCUGUAGAUGCCGCUGGACUUGUUAUCUCUACAAUGCAGGUUGUGCUUCUCCCUGUAUUGGUUGGUGCUAUCUUGAACCAGUAUUGCAAAAAAUUGGUCAAGGUGGUUUCACCCUUGAUGCCACCUCUUGCUGUGUUAACUGUAGCUGUUCUAUGCGGCAAUGCAAUUGCUCAAAAUGCAUCUUCUAUCCUUAUGUCCGGUAAGCAAGUGGUGCUUGCUACUUGUCUUCUUCAUGCAUCCGGCUUUUUCUUUGGAUAUGCACUUUCCAGGGUGCUUGGGCUCGACAUAUCAUCGUCACGCACCAUCUCCAUCGAGGUUGGCAUGCAGAAUUCGGUUCUUGGGGUAGUUCUUGCUGGUCAGCAUUUCGGAAACCCCCUCACUGCAGUACCGUGUGCAGUAUCCAGUGUUUGCCACUCAAUUUUUGGUAGUGUCUUAGCUGGUAUCUGGAGAUACACUACACCAACCAAAAAACAGAAUGAACAUGAGUUCUGAUGUGCAUGAGAAAUCGGGGGCAAGGAUUCCACAGUUUGAUGAACUGUCUAUAAUUGAUGUUCAAUCUCAACUAAAAAGAACCUGAAAAAGUUCCAGCCUUGCACAUGAGUUCUGAUGUGCAUGAGAAAUGCAUUGUGAUGCACUUAUUCUUGCUGCUCCAUUUUAAUUUAAGAGCUACUGGGAAUGAUUCAUAGGACCGCCAUGUGUACUUGUGGCGUUUAUGCUUCAAAGGGGGUCUGAUUAUGAUAUUGCCAUUUGAGACUAGUUUCAGUGUGCAAGUAAAAGAGACCGAUUUUUGUGGGCUUCCCACUUGCAUUGAAUUUUGUAUGAUGAAAGCAUUUGGUGGUUUAGUAUGUUGUGUUUUUAUAUGA